This is a messenger RNA of Adelges cooleyi (spruce gall adelgid), 699 nucleotides long. RefSeq lists its product as uncharacterized. The record is from RefSeq and is a predicted model, not a curated record. The transcript is spliced from 6 exons. NCBI's taxonomy places the organism in Eukaryota, Metazoa, Arthropoda, Insecta, Hemiptera, Adelgidae. Bases 1 to 699 code for a protein of 232 amino acids.
AUGGCAUCUGAACAAAAUAAAGCGACUGGAUUUGUUCCCGUUUUAUAUCAUUUUCGCGUCCAACCAAAGACCACCGGUAAAACGUAUGCACUCCAGCAACCUUUCGCUACACUAUGGGAUAAUCUAAUAACAGUGCUUUGGUCGGUGUACGGCAAAGGGUCAAAAAAUAUACAAAUAGGUAUAACUCAGCUACAGUGGGCUUUAGAGUUCAUGAAGUGUAUGAAAGUGGAUUACGGUUAUCCAGAGAGUAUAGAGAAAAUCGUCAACGAACUCGAAGAUCAGUUAAUAGCACUCUAUGCAAAAGUAGGGCAGAAACUACACGAAAUAAAAGAAAAAAAAGCUCAGGAAGAAAAAGCACGGAAGGAAAACGAGGAAAAUAACGGCGCCAAAGAAGAGGCGACUGACGAGUAUAUUUCUUAUAACGAAAAGGACAUAAUGGGCAAAUUAGAAGGCAUGAAAAUGCCAUUGGAUCCAGAAACGGGCGAAAUUAAGUAUUUGACGACAUUAAAUGCAUUGGGCAAACGAAAAUCAAAACUUGACGAAUGCAACGACAAGAAAGAUUCGAAAAAUUCUCUAAGCAAGGAUUACAUGAUUGGGGCGUUGAAAAAAGUGUUGGCUAAGCCAGCGGACGAUGCCAAAAAUGAAGUCGAAGAGUUGAUAAAGCAAUUGGAGGUAACUUCAGGGAGGAAAUCGAAAUAA